Molecule: messenger RNA, 3285 nt
Organism: Epinephelus fuscoguttatus (brown-marbled grouper)
Lineage: Eukaryota; Metazoa; Chordata; Actinopteri; Perciformes; Serranidae
Gene: neu4
Product: sialidase 4
Exons: 4
Coding region: 147-1628 (493 amino acids)
Biological process (GO): oligosaccharide catabolic process; ganglioside catabolic process
Cellular component (GO): membrane; lysosome; cytoplasm
Molecular function (GO): exo-alpha-sialidase activity
Source: RefSeq, a predicted model, not a curated record
AUUUGUCAGGAGGUUUCCUGGACAGACACCACUUACAGGAUGCUUUUUCUAUUUCUAUUUGGUCUAUUGAAGCUAGUGUAAAGGCUGAAGUAAGCUCCCUCUCAGAAAACUUGAAGUUACUUUAAAAUUUUUAUACACCAGAGAGUAUGAGGUCGCCCUAUUUCCCAGCGAGGUUGGUGCUGUUCCACAAGGAGCCCAACGGAGUGACGUACAGAGUCCCAGCACUGCUCUACCUGCCCCGCUCCAGGUCCUUCCUGGCCUUUUGUGAGGAGAGACUCAGCCCGUCAGACUCUGAGGCUCACCUGCUGGUGAUGAGGAAAGGCACUUUCUACAGGAACUACGUGGAGUGGGAGGACAUGCGUGUCCUGGGCACUGCUUUCCUGCCAGGCCACCGCUCCAUGAACCCAUGCCCAGUGUACGAUGAGUUCACAGGUACUCUCUUCUUGUUCUUCAUCGCUGUCCUCGGCCACACCUCAGAGUCCUAUCAGCUGGUGACGGGGAAGAACGUGACCCGUCUGUGCUACAUCUGCAGCACAGACGAUGGAGACACCUGGAGUCAUCUGACCGACCUCACCAAAAGGGUCAUAGGAGAUACGAUCAAAGAAUGGGCCACAUUUGCUCUCGGCCCGGGCCACGGCAUCCAACUGAAGUCCGGCCGUCUCCUGAUUCCUGCCUACGCCUACCACAUCGAGUGCAAAGAGUGCUUCGGGCAGCUCUGCCAGACCAGUCCCCACUCCUUCUGUUUCCACAGUGACACCCAUGGGCGAACCUGGCGUUUCGGGGAGGCGGUGCCAGUGCCGGAGAGCUUGGAGUGUCAAAUGGUGUCUGUGGAUGAAGAGGACGGGACCAAUGUGUUGUACUGUAAUGCGCGCAGUCCUCUGGGAUACAGAGUGCAGGCCCUCAGCCUGGAUGAUGGAGCUGUGUUUCAGGAGGGGCAGCUGGUGCAGCGGCUGGUGGAGCCUCGAAAUGGUUGUCAUGGCAGUAUUGUGGGAUUUCCUGCCCCGUUACAUUUAUAUCACUCUCUUGACCAACAUUUGCACCAACCUGUGCAUCACUCCAGACACUGGACGUCCUGCAUGACAAACUCUAAUCACACCAUCUCGCCGUCUCCAAACAUCACCACCUCUACUUCCACCGCCCCCUCACCAACCAAUCAUCCAGAUUUCCUCACCCCCACCUGGGUCGUAUACUCCCACCCAACAUGGACCACAGCACGCAAGGAUCUGGGUGUGUUCCUCAGCCUGUUUCCCCGUGACCCAGACAGUUGGCGUGGCCCCUGGGUGAUCUAUGAGGGCCCCAGCGCCUACUCUGACCUCGCCUAUCUAGAGUUGACCCCCUUACCUGGUGCACCGCCUGCUGUGGCCUUCGCCUGCCUGUUUGAGUGUGGCACCAGCACAGCCUAUGAUGAAAUCUGCUUCAGCAUCUUCACCCUGUAUGAGCUCAUUGAUAAUCUGCCCCGGGAGGCGCAGCUGGGGAAUAACACUCAUGAAUGUGAAAGACGACAGAAUCAAGGGGCAGACUGUACAAGGAGACACGACGCUCAAAGGGCUCCAGUUUUUCAUCAGGUUCCUCGUGUGAAGAAGAGGAGGAAAAAGAGCAAGCUCACUGAGAUGUGCUCUGUGUGUUGAAUGAAGUUUUUAUGCCUGUGCGCCAGUGAAAGCUGUGGCAGGAGGCAUUAUGUUUUUGGGUUGUCCGUCCGUCCUUUCCAUCCUUGUGAACAUGAUAUCUCACACCUCAAAGGGGAAUUUCUUCAAAUUUGUAAGAGAAACUUGACUGGCGCGGGCACAUACAACUGCAGAGUGGUAAAUCUAGUUGAGCCUGUAACACAAAGUGUCUUCCAGUAACUUUGGAUACACACUUAGUGGCCAGUUUAGUAGAUACACCUGUAAAAUCUAAUAGCCCACAACUGUAUAUACAAGUCUACUUAAAUGAUGUCUAAUCUAUGACAGAGUUGUACAGGUGUACCUAAUGAAGUGGCCACAGAGUGUUCAUCCACCGUGUAAUAAAGAAUAUUGUGCACACUAUCAACAAGAGGGAUUAUUUUUAUGACUGAUGUUUCUAUAUGCAAUGGAUUUCAGUUACAUUAAAGGUAUACCUUACCCACUAAAUGACAAUUUGUGCAUCAAUUAGUAAUGCUGGGUUACCUUGUAUUCAUGAGGAAAACUUUUGUCUUGCAUGCCUCAAUGGAAAUGAGCACAGAGGGUUCCAUUUACAAGCGCUCAUACAACUCAUGCAGUAUUAUCCUAGUCUCAUUUAUUCAGUCAUACACUCCCAUGUGAGCUCUUAGUUUCCGAGUCGUUUAGGUCACAUUGUAACCAAGAGCUCACAUGUGACCCCUAUGACUCUGCAAGGGGUCACACCCACACAGAGUUUAAAGCCUGCAACUCCGCACCAGUCAUUUAGAACUGAAGAAGCCUCUUGGAUGAGGGCCGAAACAUCUUCAAGAAACACAAGCAAGUCCAGUUGCCUGCGAUAUAGCACUUACGAUCAAAUAAAUCAGUAUGUUCGCUAUUUUCUGUGGUGGCUUGAAUAAAAAUUAUCUUCACAAAUUCAGGACACGGCAUGACUCAUUCACUAAUGCUCAUUUUGUGGGUGAAGUAUUCCUUCUUUAACUGCAACACAAUGCGACUCAGUAAUGAUAAAAAACCUUUCUGGUCGAUAUGUUUGUUUCAUGUUUAUCAUUUGUUAAUUUUAAUUUUGUAGAACACAUUAAGUGUCAUAAAAGUUUCCUGUCUUAUCUGCUGGGAAUAUUUUGGUGCUCCAAAAACAGUUGGCAAAAGUUCAGGAGAAAAGGUUUUAGGAGAAACAAGAAUAGAGAAUAAUAUCAGUCAGGAAAAGACUGGUUCAAGGCUCUAUGUUCCAAGGUGAGAGUCUGACGCUGCUUUAGAAAACAUGAAGCACUACCGAGGGUUUCAAAGGGUUGGUAAAUUUCUGGAAACUUUCAAGAAACAUGCUCAAUUUAAUUAAAUUGAUAAAUUAAUUUAAUUAAAAUCGUACCUUGUAGUGGUGAACUUAUACUGGGGGGAAAAUACACAUAAAAAUGGCUUCCUGUCUGUCAUAGGAUUGAUUUUAAGAUUUUAUUGUUUGUUUCUAAAGUUUUAAACAAACUAGUGCCACUUUAUCUUUCAGACCUUCUGCAUCUUCAUACUCCAAUUUUAGCACUGACAUAUACCAAUCAGAUGCUACUGGAUGUUCCCAGAACUAGACACAAAAGCAGUGGCUACCGCACCUUUGCGGUGGUUGCCCCUAAACUCUGGGACAACUUUCCUGCUCAAAUAAAACUGC